GAGCCUUUUUCUCUCUCUGAGCUCGGGCUCCCAACAGAAAACAAAGCUAUCCAGGGAAUUCUCUGCCCCAUGGCUGUGGAGCUCUGCCACCUCCUCCUCGCCCUGGAACGGGAAGAUGGGAUUUGUCCGGCCUUUCCCACUCUGGGAGAAAAGGCAGGAAAAUUAGCCAAAGCUAUGGAAGAACUCGCUGCUGUGGCAAGGAGGCUGUCCGAGGAUUCCGGCGAUGAAGGGAGCACGGAGAUGUGUCCCGUGGGUGAAUCCCUGCUCCAGGCUGGGAGGGACGUGGUGCUGGCAGCAUUCCAGCUCCAGGAACAUCCAGAGAGCCCUCAGCACCGAGAGCACCUGGCAGCGGCCACCAGGAGGACUCUGAUGGAGACAGCAAAGAUCCUUCAGCUGGAAGAGGCUGCAGGGAUGAGGAGGAUCACUGGCGCUGCCAGCUGGCUCCUGGAAUGCCUGAGCGUGCUGCGGGAUGCCCGGGACACUCCAGGGCUGCUGGCUGCAUUCCAGGCCUUCUCUGAGGCCGUGCCCCUGCUGAGCCGCCUGACAGCCAAGCGCCUCCAGGAACUCGGAGAUUGUCCUGGAGGGAAGAGCUUGGCCCAGACCCUGCAGCUGCUCCACAAGUGCGUCUCACUCAUCCACACGGCCCUGACACAUUCCAGGGACAGCCAAGCUGACCUCUCCCGAGAUUCUGUUUUCCAGCUGACAGAGAGGACCAUCAGGGAGCUCCACUCUCUGCUCACGGAGCCCCAGGACAGGAGUGGGAUCUUCUCCCAGCAGAUGAGCAGGCUCCAGGCUCUCCUCUCCCACCCUGACCCCCUGCGCCUCUCCAAGGGCAGGUUCAGCUCCCACUUGGAAGCGGUCAUUCUCCAUGGAAUGCUGCUGGCAGAGUCAUCCAGGCUGGAUCUGCAGCUGGAGCUGGUGGAACAUUGCUGGGUCCUGCUGCAGCUGAGGAGGAGCAUCUGCAGCCGCAUGAGCCGGAGGGAGGGCCAGGGAGAACACGGACUGGAGCGGGAAUGUCACCGCUUGAGGGAGGAGCUGGAAAACCUGGACCGGGCAGCGCUCAGAGCCACGCUGUGCCAAAUCCUGGAUGGAUUCUUCGAGGAGAAGGAGCCCCUGAGGCAGCUGGUUGAAGGUGCCCUUAGCCUUGCCCAUUCAGGAUGUUGUCCAGCAGGACCAGGAGGAAUUUUAAGGAAGCUCCAGCCCCUCAUUGCUGCCUUCUUCGCUCAGGCCCAGCGGAUACUCCGAGCGGCCGAUCUGCUGCUGGCCAGGUGUGCCAAAGCCCAAACUGCCAGGGAAAUCCGGGAGGGCGUGGAGCACCUACGGAGCCUCCUGGCCAGCCUCCCCUCCCUGCUCAUGGAAACAAGUGGGAAUACCAUGGAGCAGCUCCAGGCCCUGUCCUGUGCCUGGGCCAGAGCCACCAACAACCUCCUGCGCUGCUUUGAGGAGACCAUCGGCAUGAGGGAAUUCCUUGAGUUAUCCAUCCUGGAGCUGGCCAAGCAAAAGGAAUGGUGUGAAGCAGCACUGGAAUGCUGGGAUCCCGAGGGAUUCUCCUGGCACACCGCUCGCCUCAUGGGCUGGGCGCGCUGGGUGGUGGGAGCCUCCACCCGGCACGUGGACAGCACCACGGAUCCCAUCUUCAGGAAUGGCUUGCUGGUGUGGGUGGAGCAAUUGGCCAAAUCCAUUGUGGAGCUGGGAGCAGUCACGGCCCUCAUUCCAGGAAGGUUUUCCUGCCUCCAAAGCCGGGAUGCUUUUUCCCAGGCAGCGAGCUCCCUGAUGGACUCUGCUCUCCAUGUCCAAGCCGGGCUGGACGGGUCCAACCACCCGGAGAUCCUCAGCCCGCUCCGGGAGCAAGUGCGGAGCACCAAGGUGGAAAAGGGGCUGGAGCUCAGCGCGUCCCACGCUGGGACACAAACCGGUGUGGAUGAGGCAGCGUUCCAAGGAGACAUCCAAAAUCAUCCACCUUCACCACCAGCUAACUUCCACCUGGAUCCAGGGAAAGGGGAUACACACCCUGUCAUCACAGCUCUCCUGGGAGCAUCCCGAGCCGGUGACAUGGAGACUGUCCGUGCUGCUUGCUCCAUCCUGCUGGAGCUCUCCGAUGGCUAUGUGGAAGCAGCACGGGAAGCGCUGCCUGUGGCUGAACCCCCCCAGCUCCAGCUGCUGGAGCAGCACUGGGAUAUCGAGGCACUUACCCCAAGGAUCAUCAGCCUGGCCACGGAAACGGCCCCCGGGCAGCUCCCUGCUCCAGGCAGGCUUCUCCAGAUGGCACUCAGGCUCUCGGGAAGGAUCCAGGAGACUCGGGAGUGCCUGGCAGCUGUGGCAGGCUCUUGGAAUGGUCUGGCCCAGCAGGUGCUUGGAUUUAUCCUGUCGGGUGACUUUCCAAGAGGGAAGCAGGCUUUGGAUGAGACCCUGCUGGGUUUAGCAGGAGCAGUGGAGGUGGCAGGGGACAUUGCAAGCACAGCCUGCAGAAGGGAAAAUCCCAAUCCCUCUCAUGUCCAGGAGAGCUUUCUGCAGCUCCAAGCCAAAUUUUCCCUGGCUCAGCUGAACACCAAAGGGUUCCUGGAGAAGGCAGUGUCCGUCAGGGAAUCCUGUGGGAUGGAAAAGGCCACGCUGGAGCUGCAUGGUGUCCGGUGGGCCAUUGGCAUGUGUGUCCUGCUGGAUGCCAUGGAUCGGUUCGUGGGCAGGGAUGUCCUGUUCCUGAGGGAGCUGAGCAGAGCUGUGAGGAACAAGGCUGGCCCACGGAGCCUCCUGGCUGCUGUGGCCGAGAAUUCCCUCAGGUUGCAGGAGGCUGCCCGGCUCUCCUACUUAUCCUGCCCUGGAGACCACGGUGCCAGAGAAAUCCUGGUGCUCCGGGAGGAGAUCCAGGUGCUCAUGGAAGCGCUGCUGGAUGUGUCCAACACCCUCCUGCUCUCCCCACUGCCUACCGCCAGCUUGGCCAUCCGCUUCGAGCUCCUGCAGAGGGACGUGGCCCUCAGGGCCAAGGCGUUGUUGCUCCACAUGGAAAGGGUCAACGUGGAACAGCUGCAGCUCAUCCAAGGCGUGGUUGGAGCAGCUCUGUCCAGCCUCACCCAAGAGGAGAGGCAGAGGAGCAAAGAAGAUUUUGAGGAGAAGGCAAAUCAGCUCACGGCUGAUGUCCAGAGGGUCAGAAACACUCUCCAGGGUGCUCUGGAGGCCGGUGCUCAACUUGCAUCGCAGCCUGACCUGCUAUCCAUGGCUGACCACCUCCUGCUCCUCACGGCUGACGUGGUAGGAAGCGCCCGGCAGCACUUCCAGAGCCACCAGGACCCUGGGAAUCCCUGCCAGGACCCUGGGGAUCCCCACCUGGAAGGCAUGGUGUGGUACUGGUCGGCCAAGGCACACUACCUUGUCACACAGCUCUGGGUUACCCAUGGAAUCGACAGGGACGUCCUGCGGUGCCUCACAAAAUGCCUGCAGCGGGAACGCUUCCCAGGAUCACCCAACAGCACAGCUGGACUCUCCCAAGAGCCAGAGCCCACUGAGGCAGCAGGAAUUCAUCCGUGCAGGAGCAGAGGAGCGAGUGGAACCAUGCAGGAAGAACAUCCAGGUGGAGGAGACCACUCGGCAUCGCUGUAUCCACACAUUCCAGGUUUGGAAUUUGCUCCAUUACUGUCUCGACAGCACCAGGAUGGCCCUUCCAGCACCUCCCCUGCAAAGCAGGAGAGAGGAAACUGUGACAACUGGCAAGGUGGCCCCAGCAAGGUGUCCCAGGUGACCCAGGACAUGGCCACGAGGAUGCUCCACAUGGCUCAGUUCCUGCGGAGGAAGGGCCCCAUUGCGAGCAAGGAGCAGUUUGUUGCCUGUGCCAGGCAAAUGGUUUCCGAUGGGCAGGUGGUCGUUAAGUUUGGGAACAUCCUCGCCAAGCACUGCCUGGACCAGAGAUGCUCCGUGGAGCUGCUCCGUGCCACCGAGCACACCCAAUCCAUCAGCAGCCAGCUCGGCAUCGUGGCCAGGGUGAAAGCAGUGACUGGGGAGAGCAGGGCCUCCUCUGAGCUGCUGCUCAGCAACGUGCAGAACCUCAUUCAAGCAGUCCAGCACGUCCUGAGGGCGGCCGAGGCGGCGUGUGUCAAAGGUUUGGGUCAACCCCCAGCAGACCCUGAAGAAGAAGAAGUUGCUGCUUUCUGCCAGCAGUGGAGGAAAAACCUGACACAGCACAGAGCCAAGGAGGCUUUAAAUUCCGACCGGGACGAAUUAGGGCUCCGGAAAACUCGAGGGGCAAAGGCUGAGCCCACCCUGAUAUCUCUGGUGCAAGAGCAACCCCCUCGGAGCAGGAAUGUUCCAAAGCAUCCCAAUCCUAGGAAAGGACAAACAGUUACGGACAGACAUCUGUAAAUCCAGAGAGGCUCCUUGACCCAGUGCCGCUGGAAGCAGAGGAGGAAUACUUUGCAGUGUGAAGGAUUCAUGCUGGAGGUUUUCAUCGUGGCAGGAAAAUCUUGGAACAGGCUCCAUGGGGAGGCCAGGAAUCUUCUGGUGAGUGUUUUACCCCCAGGUGGUGAGAUGGGAUGGACGGGGCUCUGGAGAAUCCCAAUUCAGUGGGAGGUGUCAGAGGUAUCCCUGCCCAUGGCAGGGGUGGAAUGGGAUGAGUUUAAGGUUCCUUCCCACCCAAACUAUUCCGGGAUUCUGUGAUCCAGAGAUGCUCAGGCUUUGUGCCAUCUUUCAGCCUUUCCUCCUUCACAUAUCCAGGGAUACAGCACUGGUGAGCAUUUUGUCUCACCUGCUGCCCCUGAGCCUGCAGAUUUCUUCCCAAAAUCCCACUCAGCCCCAGGAUUCUCUCCUAUCCAGAGUAAACAUUCAGUCCCCAAGAUCACCUACCUCACAGCUUCCAGAGUAUCCUAGACGGGUGACACUGCUGCUCCUGCAUCCUGGCUCUCCACAUCCAUCCUUCCAGCCUCAGGAUCACGAGCUGUCCGACGGAAACGCUGCUCCAUGUUGGAAUUCUGCAGGAGAGGUGGAAGGGAGCCUCCCCUGUGGAAUACACAAUCCAUCACCACAGCAGAUCACAACUGGCUCCAUGAUGGCUGUGGCCCAUUCCAGCCCACCUUGAUGUCCCACCUGCAUCCCAACCAGCUUCCCCAGACCGGGAAUUCCAUUACGUGCGUGGUAACAAGGAACCUCCUCCGUAUUCCGAGAAAAAGCAGCAGCAGGCACACUGCAGACUCUGGGAAGCCAUCUGCAAUGGAAAAAGCAGGAGAGGGAAGGAGGGAGGAAGGCAGAAAGGAAAUACACAUGGAGACAACAGGCUGGGAGGACUCGCAGGCCUUUGUAUCCAUGUCCUAUUUCCACACUGUUUUUCCCUGCUGGCUUGGUUUCUUUGAGGAAAACCUUGAGCAGCCACACCAGUGAGCAGAUGAAGAAGUAACAGACAGCUAAUAAAGGACUAAUGGGUUGCUCCAAAAUAACAACCCAGUUCCAUGUCUAUCCUCUACUUUUGCUACCAAAAAAAUCGUAAAAUUGAUGGAAUUCCUGCUCUGGCAUAUCAGGGAGGCAAACUGAAACCAUGAUUGCCUUCGGAGAUGCCUCCUCUGCUGUGCAGGAAUCACAGGUUUCUCUUAGCUCAUCCACGCAAGGCAAAACCUCAGAAUUUGGGAUAAACACUCUGCUGUCCCAGUGGAAACACCACUUGGCCAACAAACAAGAGGAAAAGGUCCAUGACCAUCACUUGGCCAAGGGAAAAACAAGAGGAAAAAGUCCACCAAGGAAGAGACUUAAAGCAGAGAAGCCUUCCAAAGGGGUGGGAAGCAGAUGAUUGAUUGAGCGGCCGGCACAUUUUUAUUGGGAAAGCAGCUGGCUAGGAAUGACCGCACUUCCUCUGGAGAAAGAGCAGCCCCAAAGGCAGGACAGGAGGUCUGCAGGACAGCUGUGCUCUCCCAUGCAAAACCUGGGGAAUUCAUGACAUGCAG
Molecule: messenger RNA, 5918 nt
Organism: Motacilla alba alba
Lineage: Eukaryota; Metazoa; Chordata; Aves; Passeriformes; Motacillidae
Exons: 7
Coding region: 70-4350 (1426 amino acids)
Biological process (GO): cell-cell adhesion; cell migration
Cellular component (GO): catenin complex; adherens junction
Molecular function (GO): actin filament binding; beta-catenin binding
Source: RefSeq, a predicted model, not a curated record